Messenger RNA from Nicotiana tabacum (common tobacco), 729 nucleotides. The record is from RefSeq and is a predicted model, not a curated record. NCBI's taxonomy places the organism in Eukaryota, Viridiplantae, Streptophyta, Magnoliopsida, Solanales, Solanaceae.
ACUAUAUACGGCUUCAAAUGUUUUAUCUGGCAUUUCUCAUUUGUUAUUCUUCAGUUCAACAAUUUCAACGACGACGCGUAAACUGUUUCACGACUUCAAUCUGGUUAAUAAAAAAAAAUUCCUAAGCAAUUCACGUAGGCAAAAAUGGCUUCUGCAGUUGUUAAUUUUCCAGCAAUUAUCAUGUCAUCUAGCAAGUAUAGGAGCCAUCAGAAAUUACUCCAAGUUAGAGCUCAGGGCUAUGAAGAUGAAGGAAAAUCAAGGCAUGUUGUUGAUGCGAAUCUACAAGUUUUAAGGGGAAGAAUAGAAGAAGUGAAGAUCAAAGAGAGACUGGAGAGGUGUUUGACAUGUGAGCAGGGUUGGAAUUAUACAGUUACUACUACUACUACUACUGCAAGUUUAUAUAAUGGCAAGAUCAAGUGCAACAAGGAAUUGGAUUACAUAUCUCAAUGUGUUCAACUUUUUUGGAUGGUUGGUUGGACUGCUGGAUUUACAAUAUUUGGCUGCACUUUUUGCAUCUAUCUUUACUUCCCUACUUAUUCAUUUAAGUCUUUACAUAUUAUUUUGAUGCGUUUUAUUUGUGUUAAUUACGUUCUUGUAAAGUUAGAGUUUACUUUUCCAUUACCCCUGCUAUAUCCUCUCUGGCUGGGACACUUGAAUCCAUUUAUUGAUGUAUCCAUCACAAUUUUAUCUUAUAGCAGUACUUAAGAAUGGGAAAGUUACACGUUUGGC